Messenger RNA from Rattus norvegicus (Norway rat), 3565 nucleotides. RefSeq names its product nuclear transcription factor Y subunit alpha (gene Nfya). The record is from RefSeq and is a predicted model, not a curated record. Gene Ontology annotation, cellular component: CCAAT-binding factor complex; nucleus. Gene Ontology annotation, molecular function: DNA binding; DNA-binding transcription factor activity. Gene Ontology annotation, biological process: regulation of DNA-templated transcription. NCBI's taxonomy places the organism in Eukaryota, Metazoa, Chordata, Mammalia, Rodentia, Muridae.
AUUCCCCUUUGUUCAGAUUCGCCAUUUUGCGAGGCAGCGGCAGUGGCGGCGGCGGCGGCGGCUGGAGCCUCUGAUUGGGUUUCGGGGUCCGGUACUGGAGCCAAUCAGCGCGGGCAGCGAACCGGGGGAGCGAGGCACGGAGUCCCUACCUGGCAGCUGCCUGGGAUCUGUAGAGUGAAGCUUCAGGACACAACGUGGCCGGGCCAUGGAGCAGUAUACAGCAAACAGCAAUAGUUCCACAGAGCAGAUCGUGGUGCAGGCUGGCCAGAUUCAGCAGCAGCAGCAGGGUGGUGUCACUGCUGUCCAGCUGCAGACUGAGGCCCAGGUGGCAUCCGCCUCAGGCCAGCAAGUCCAGACCCUCCAGGUUCAGGGGCAGCCAUUAAUGGUGCAAGUCAGUGGAGGCCAGCUGAUUACAUCAACUGGCCAACCCAUCAUGGUACAGGCUGUGCCUGGUGGACAAGGCCAAACUAUCAUGCAAGUACCUGUGUCUGGAACACAAGGUUUACAGCAGAUACAGUUGGUACCCCCUGGACAGAUCCAGAUCCAGGGCGGGCAGGCUGUGCAGGUGCAAGGCCAGCAGGGACAGACCCAGCAGAUCAUCAUUCAGCAGCCACAGACCGCGGUCACCGCUGGCCAGACUCAGACACAACAACAGAUUGCUGUCCAGGGACAGCAAGUGGCCCAGACUGCUGAAGGGCAGACUAUUGUCUACCAGCCAGUUAAUGCAGAUGGCACAAUCCUCCAGCAAGUUACAGUCCCUGUUUCAGGCAUGAUCACCAUCCCAGCAGCCAGUUUGGCAGGGGCACAGAUCGUUCAGACAGGAGCCAAUACCAACACAACCAGUAGUGGACAAGGGACUGUCACUGUGACACUGCCAGUGGCAGGGAAUGUGGUCAACUCAGGAGGAAUGGUCAUGAUGGUACCAGGGGCUGGCUCUGUGCCUGCUAUCCAAAGAAUCCCUUUACCUGGGGCAGAGAUGCUGGAAGAAGAGCCCCUGUACGUGAACGCCAAACAGUAUCACCGCAUCCUUAAGAGGAGACAAGCGAGGGCCAAGCUAGAGGCAGAAGGGAAGAUCCCAAAGGAAAGAAGGAAAUACCUCCAUGAGUCUCGGCACCGACACGCCAUGGCACGGAAGCGUGGGGAAGGGGGCCGCUUCUUCUCUCCAAAAGAAAAGGACAGUCCUCACAUGCAGGAUCCAAACCAAGCUGAUGAAGAAGCCAUGACACAGAUCAUCCGAGUUUCCUAACCACAGGAGGGUGGCAGAGCGGAUGAGUCACAGUCCUCUCCACUGUUCCUGGAAAUGGACUGACUUCCAGUUGGGCACUGACAGUCUCACUCUGCCCUUUCUCAGGACAGAAACUACUUAGCUCAGUAUUACAGCUGCAGUGAUGGCUGACAAACUGAAGAGGCAAGCUUUUGUCUCUCCCUUUCAUUGAGGACCUGUUCAGACUGUUGGUGACAUUGACCUUUUACAAAUUUGGAUGAUUAAAGAGGUAUUUGCCAGCCCAGCAUUACAAACCCAGCACUUAUGUUGAGUGGUUAAGCCAGCCAGUCAGCCAUUGCAGUAGGGGAGAACAGCCUUCUCAACCUGGUCCUCAGUCAAGGCAGCCACAGCCUCUGCCCCCCUGUGGAGUCUCAACAGCGUCCAUCCCCUGGUGGGAUGUCGGGCUGCCUGAUGCAAGGCACUGCACUCAGGUGGCUCCCUGUUAAGACAAACUAAGCUGCAGUCUUCUGACCUGUGCUGAUAGGAGUCUGCCCACAUGCUAGGUUGGUAUUUUUUUACUUCAGUCAAGAAAGUACAAAGAAGAUAUUUUUGGACUCAGGAUGAAAGGAUAGAAAACCUAGGGGGUCUAGAAGGUACAUUUCUAGCUUUGACUGUGGUCUGCGCAUUUCUGUUAACAGCCAUUCUGGGCCAUAGUUCACACUGUGGCCACUUUAGAGACAGUUUAGAGAGUAGAGAACAAAACUUCACAACAUCUGUGCUGAAGUAUUGAGGAUGUUCACAGUUGUUCUUCAACAGAGGCAAAGCUAGGAGAUUUAAUCAUGGGCUUUAUGGCAGCAAGUAGGAACUGGAAGGGUCUGUGCAUUUCAAUCCAGAGAACACGUGCCCUGCCGGCCGAAGUGCUUGGGUAGAGCAUGGGUCUCCAGCACGGCUCUCAGGAUGAAGAAAGCAGCCACAUUCACACUGACACUUCGGACGUGCACUAGAAGAGAAAGAAUCCUCAUUGCCUGAAGAAGCACUGUUGAGACCGCUGUCCUGGACGCAGACUGGAGCACAGCGUGGAGGAGAGACAUAUGUGUCGCCCUUGCUUGGGUGGAUGAAUGUUCUUCCCAUGGCAGCUGAUUUCUUUGGUGCCAGUUCCCACUGUUUUCUCCUUUCUCUGUAGGCCUUGCAGCAAGGUUUGCUCACUGCAUCAGUGCUGUGGGAACCAACAACCUGCCAGGAUUCCUGCAGGGUCAGGAAUUGGGCCUCAGAAAUAUGUUUUCUGGACAAGCACUCUACCACUGAGCCACACACAUACCCUAGCCCCAGCCCCAGCUCUGUAGAUGCUGAGGCCUGGAAAAAAAGACCAAGGUUGAUACAUCAGAAGAGUUGGCUGCCUUCUCUGCAAUCAAAGUCAAACGCAGUCCUUCCAAAGACACGUCUAAAGACUGGCUCUUUGACUUUGUUAAAGAUGGAAAGACUCUAACCUUAUAAAGAAUUAUCACGGGGAGACCAGUUUAAUUGGAGAAGCAUGAAGUAAGCCAUCUCUUCCUAUCCCAGGAGUCUUGCCAUUUCUUCUGGCUUCCAGAGGUCAGAGGGGGCUGAUCCUUUUUAGUAAACUCACUACAAACUUCUGGCUCUCACAUGAGCUUCCGGGUGUCACUGAAAACCGUGAGGAAUCUCUACCUUUGAGGGGGAGAGGAUUCUAAGGGUUUCUCCAGGGAUUCCUCAGACUUAACUGUAGUGCUUCAGCCAGCAAUUGUAGAGUGCUAUUUAUUUGUGUCUGUGAGUUUGUACAUAACCCUAACCUCAUAUUGUUGCUGAGUUUCAUUUUGAGGAAGGCAAGUUUGAGUUUUCUUUCCUUUAAUGUAGAUGCUCGGGUUUCCAUUUUGUUGCUGCAUUGCAGUUGGCCCAUGGCCCUGUGGGUGUGGUCCUUCUGAUUCUAGCACAGCGUAAAAAGAGCCCACAGAGGCCAGAGAGGCUCACUUGGAUUUCUUUUUGUUUGUUUGUUUAACUUAGUUCUUUUUACUUGUUUGUUCUUGUGAUUGUAGUGAUGGCUUCAAAGAUACAGAGUAAGUGGAGGAGUGGGCUGCUGGUCUACUGGGCACUCUACUUCCUGUUACAGGAUAACUGUAAAUGUACAUAUUUUAAUUGCACUGGUAAUGGGACACGCCAGUGUCUAGACCACUGCACCAACAGCCUCUCCUGGCUACAGGGUGCCUGAUAAUAAUGUCUUGAUUUUCCUUUGGGACUCAGCUAUGUAGGUCUUCCCCCGCCCCCGCCCCCCAGUAGGGGAGUACAGGUGAUCACUGUCAUUGCAAUUGCUUUUCUUUUUUAAUAAAUUUAUAAAAAUACUAAAAA